Pararge aegeria (speckled wood butterfly) is the source of this 1679-nucleotide messenger RNA. Its product is annotated as UDP-glucosyltransferase 2-like. The record is from RefSeq and is a predicted model, not a curated record. The transcript is spliced from 4 exons. The annotation marks the transcript as partial. NCBI's taxonomy places the organism in Eukaryota, Metazoa, Arthropoda, Insecta, Lepidoptera, Nymphalidae. Gene Ontology annotation, molecular function: UDP-glycosyltransferase activity.
CAUUAUUCACACUAUAUAUUAAUGACGACGUCACCGGUUCAGAAGGGUAUCAAAUCAUUAUAUUACAUCCAGUAAGUAGAUACUAUUAAUUAUACUUUUAGUAAUCAUGACAAUUCAUUAUUAGUAUUUAAACAACGAUGUACAACUUACUGAAAAUAUUUUGUAUUUUUUGCGUUAUUGGUGCAAAUAAUUCUGCAAGAAUACUAGCAGUGUAUCCAGUGCCUUCCAUAAGUCAUCAACUAGUGUUUCGUCCGGUAAUGCAAGAAUUAGUGAAACGAGGCCACGAAGUAGUAGUAAUUACAGCAGACCCCGCAUUUCCAAAAGGUCAAGCUCCCCAAAAUCUGACUGAAAUAGAUGUUCAUGAUUUAUCUUACAAAAUAUGGAAUGAUUUAUUAGAAGCGGGAUUAGCGCAAUCUCGUAUGACUACGGAGACAUUAAAACUAAUUUUGGAUUCCUUUACGGUAAUUUUCGAAGCACAAGCAAAAUCGGAGGACGUCCAAAAACUCAUUGAAGAUAAAGAAAAAACUUUUGAUUUAUUAUUUGUUGAAUCUUGUGUGAGACCAGCUUUAAGUUUCGCUUACCGAUACAAUGUGCCAGUAAUAGAAUUUAGUUCGUUUGGUGGUGUAUUUGGGGUGUUUGAUAGAACAGGAGCUCCAACUAAUUAUUUCGUUUAUCCUUUUUCAAUACGUGAGAGGAUAUUUAAUUUGACUUUAUGGGAAAAAAUUAAGGUAGUGUAUAACGAGUACAAUUUUGAAAAAUUAUACUAUGAACAUGAAGAAUCAGAGAAUGAAAUAGUUAAAGGCAUAUUUGGCCCAAAUGUACCUAUGCUAAACGAGUUAAAAAAAUAUGUGCAACUGAUAUUCUUGAAUGUAAACCCUAUAUGGGACUUCAAUAGACCCGUUCCACCUAAUGUAAUUUACUUGGGUGGCGUUCACCAGAAGCCUGAUAAGGAGAUACCGAAGGAUCUCAAAACUUACCUCGACUCGUCUAUUAAUGGCGUAAUAUACAUGAGUUUUGGUACAAAUGCUAGACCAUCACUACUACCUGUCGAAAAAUUAAGUAUAUUCACAAGAGUGUUUUCCCAACUACCUUAUGACAUUUUAUUGAAAUGGGAUGCAGAAGAAUUACCAAAUCGUCCUGAAAAUGUCAGAAUUUCAAGAUGGUUACCACAAUCAGAUUUAUUAAAGCAUCCAAAAGUGAAACUAUUCAUAACUCAAGGAGGUUUACAGUCAACCGAUGAAGCGUUAACAGCAGGUGUACCAUUAAUUGUAAUACCAUUUCUUGGAGAUCAAUGGUUUAACGCCGAGCACUACGUAAAACAAAAUAUAGGAAUACGUCUUGAGUUGGAAACUAUUACUGAAGCUGGACUGAAAAAUGCUAUUGAAACCAUUAUGCGAGAUGAUACUUAUCGCGAAAACGUAGUUAAAUUGCAUAAACAGAUGCGCGAUCAACCUCAGUCGGCGCUAGAGCGUGCCGUGUGGUGGACGGAAUACGUGCUUAGGCAUGGUGGCGCGACGCAUCUACAAGCUGCAGGCGCACAUAUGCAUUGGACGGAAUAUUAUGCAUUAGAUAUUAUAUUAAUGCUUUUGAGUAUGUCUGUCGCAAUAUUUAAAGGGAUUCUAUUAUCAAUAAGAUAUAUUGUACUAAAGCUAAAAAAGAGUAAUUUAAAAAUUAAGAUG